AUGGAUAUGGGUCCAAGGAAAAAAUCGUUUAAAUUUCAUAUCAAAUCAGCCAGCACAUCAAAUAUGUUCGCAAGUCCACAGUCAACAAAUACUCCUGCCACUGGAAGGUCUAUUGCAUAAUUUGUUCCUAUUCCCCUUCUCUCCUUUCAAAGAUGUGAGAUGAAGAAGUACAUCUUAAAUGAAGAGAGAGAAUACCUCAAAAGAAAACAGAUCAUAGAAUCAGGCUAUUUGACUUAGAGAGGAAUGGCAAAGUACUUAAAGCCAAAUCGAUUGAAAUGGCAAAAAAAUGACUUAAAAAUUCAUGAUACCAUUUUAUAAACUAAAUUAAACAUAGCAGAUAUUAUUUUAAAUGCCAAAGGAGGAUAAUCUCGCAGGGAACUGUUAAUUGAAAAAAUACAGAAUUAGAUUGAAAGCCCUAAAUAAAUUAUAAGUUAAAGAAAUAUUAAAAGUGAGCAUACCGUUUAAUUUAUGGAUAGAUUAAAAUUUCAAUCACUGCCCUAGAAGCUUAAAGGAGAAUCUCAAUCUCCUUCAAAAUCAAUAUAAUCUCAAAAAUUUAUCUUCAAUUCUUCAACAACCUAUUAAACAGAAUGA
Messenger RNA from Paramecium tetraurelia, 591 nucleotides. RefSeq lists its product as uncharacterized. NCBI's taxonomy places the organism in Eukaryota, Ciliophora, Oligohymenophorea, Peniculida, Parameciidae. The record is from RefSeq and is a predicted model, not a curated record. The transcript is spliced from 2 exons.